Molecule: messenger RNA, 720 nt
Organism: Peronospora farinosa
Lineage: Eukaryota; Oomycota; Peronosporomycetes; Peronosporales; Peronosporaceae
Source: the annotation of a GenBank genome assembly
AUGAAGAUGGAUACACGUGUAGACAAUGAAAAGUACGGCCUUGCGCCUAAUAGUCAGGUCUGGUGUGCAAACCAUCCGGUGCUGCGUCAUAAGCUUACGAAGCUGCGCGACGAGCGCACAGACAGCCGUAUCUUUCGUCAUUUGCUGCAAGAAGUCACUUUCUACCUCGGAUACGACGCAACAGAUGAUCUUGAGACGAUUCCCAAGAAAAUUAAGACUCCAAAGGGUGAUCAUGAAGGUGCUCAGUUGUCUACGUCGGUGGCACUAGUGCCAAUCCUUCGAGCUGGAUUGGGGAUGGUGGAACCGAUGCUAGACGUGCUACCAGAUGCUACAGUGCAUCACAUUGGCAUGUAUCGGAACAAACAAUCGCUGGUGCCUGUGCAGUACUACAAUAAGCUUCCGAAGGAGUGCAAUGUCGACGUUGCGAUCAUCUUGGAGCCUGUCAUUGCUACGGCUGGCACAAUCAUUGCGACGUUGGCAGUCUUGAAGACGUGGGGCGUCGAGAAGAUUAAGAUUGUGAGUACAAUUGCAUCGAAACAAGGUCUGCAGGAAGUGUGUGCCAAGAACCCGGACGUGGAGAUUUUCCUCGCCGCAAUUGACGAUGGACUUUCAGAGGAUGGCUACAUUUUGCCAGGUCUUGGCGACGCAGGCGACCGUGAGUUCCAGACUGGCACGCAAGUUGAAAAGGUUGAGAUUUUGACCAAGAAGCAGAAGUUGUAG